This is a messenger RNA of Naegleria fowleri, 414 nucleotides long. RefSeq lists its product as uncharacterized. The coding region runs from base 1 to 414 and encodes 137 amino acids. The transcript has a single exon. NCBI's taxonomy places the organism in Eukaryota, Heterolobosea, Eutetramitea, Acrasida, Naegleriidae. The record is from RefSeq and is a predicted model, not a curated record.
AUGUCUCCUCCAAAAUCCUCGUCCUCCUCUGAAACUUCCUCCUCCUCGUAUGAAAUUCGCAGACCUAAACACGAUUUAAAGUGGUACCUAUCCUAUUAUCGAUACAAGUGCAAACAAUUGGUAAAAACAAAAUGGAAGCAUCUCCUUAUAUUAAGUUUAUGGAUUUCUCUCGGUUAUUGGUGCUAUCGGAACGAGUUUAUGACCGUCUACAUGAUCAUCACCAUGAUCGGCUUGAUUUUCUACAAUUUAGAUUGGAGAGAAAAAUCAAAGGAGGAACGAGAAUCCACGCUGAGUGCAUGGAGCGUCUUUAAUAAGGAUUUCAAAUCAAUUCCAGGAACAUUCACUGCUGAUGAUCAGUUGAGAAAUAUGACAGGAGGAGCAAUUAACACCAACAGCAAUGGAAGAAGGAAUUAA